GCCUCGAGCAGCCCCGCCCCCCUCGCCGGAGACCGGGCAGGCGGGCGGCUCGCGGCGGCGGCGGCGCAGACAUGGCUGCGCUGGUGGAGCCGCUGGGGCUGGAGCGGGACGUGUCCCGGGCGGUGGAGCUCCUCGAGCGGCUCCAGCGCAGCGGGGAGCUGCCCCCGCAGAAGCUGCAGGCCCUCCAGAGAGUCCUGCAGAGCCGCUUCUGCUCUGCCAUCCGGGAGGUGUAUGAGCAGCUCUACGACACGUUGGACAUCACGGGCAGUGCUGAGAUCCGGGCCCACGCCACAGCCAAGGCCACAGUGGCUGCCUUCACAGCCAGCGAGGGCCACGCACAUCCCAGGGUAGUGGAGCUGCCCAAAACAGAUGAGGGCCUGGGCUUCAACAUCAUGGGGGGCAAGGAGCAGAACUCCCCCAUCUACAUUUCCCGUGUCAUCCCUGGAGGUGUGGCUGACCGCCAUGGAGGCCUCAAGCGUGGGGACCAGCUGCUGUCAGUGAAUGGUGUGAGCGUUGAGGGUGAGCAGCAUGAGAAGGCAGUGGAGCUGCUGAAGGCAGCCCAGGGCUCGGUGAAGCUGGUGGUGCGUUACACACCUCGAGUACUGGAGGAGAUGGAGGCCCGCUUCGAGAAGAUGCGCUCUGCCCGCCGGCGCCAGCAGCACCAGAGCUACUCGUCCUUGGAGUCUCGAGGCUGAAACCACAGUGUUUGGACCCUCACCCUGCCCCCUCCCCUGUACAGUAUUUAUUGUCACCGGCUCCUUAUUUAAAGAUCUUUGACCCUCA
This is a messenger RNA of Lutra lutra (Eurasian river otter), 783 nucleotides long. It is a transcript of the gene LIN7B, whose product is annotated as lin-7 homolog B, crumbs cell polarity complex component. Gene Ontology annotation, biological process: maintenance of epithelial cell apical/basal polarity; protein localization to basolateral plasma membrane; neurotransmitter secretion. Bases 72 to 695 code for a protein of 207 amino acids. Gene Ontology annotation, molecular function: L27 domain binding. The transcript is spliced from 6 exons. The record is from RefSeq and is a predicted model, not a curated record. NCBI's taxonomy places the organism in Eukaryota, Metazoa, Chordata, Mammalia, Carnivora, Mustelidae. Gene Ontology annotation, cellular component: MPP7-DLG1-LIN7 complex; basolateral plasma membrane; synapse.